This is a messenger RNA of Grosmannia clavigera kw1407, 2772 nucleotides long. RefSeq names its product RNA polymerase 2 ctd phosphatase. Lineage: Eukaryota; Fungi; Ascomycota; Sordariomycetes; Ophiostomatales; Ophiostomataceae. The record is from RefSeq and is a predicted model, not a curated record. The transcript is spliced from 2 exons. Gene Ontology annotation, cellular component: nucleus. Bases 1 to 2772 code for a protein of 923 amino acids. Gene Ontology annotation, molecular function: RNA polymerase II CTD heptapeptide repeat phosphatase activity.
AUGUCCGGAGGCAAGAAGGGCGAGAAGGUCCUCGGCCUCGGGGCCCGUCUCAAGUAUCCGAUUACCAUCACCAGGCUUUACAAGAAUCCCGGUGACUCGAUUCGGAGACAGGAGCCUAUUUUGCAGUAUUCUUUUGAGUAUACCAUGGAGCUUCCCAACGACCGGGAGACGCUCCAACUGCAGACCAAGACCCUGAAGAACAUUACCGACUGGAACGCCCCCGAGGACGGCAAGCUUCUGUCAUGGCAGGUUCGUGUUGGCGACGUCGUUUCGCGCGACCGUCCCUGCGCCACGGUGGAGGAGGCCUGCACCCACGAGAUCCAAUUCCAGGGUCUCUGCGCACUCUGUGGCAAGGACAUGAACGAGGUCAACUGGGCCAGCGAGCAGCGCGACACCGACCGUGCCCCCAUCAACAUGACCCACGACCAGACUAGCCUGACGGUCAGCCGGGUAGCAGCUACGCGUGCCGAAAAUGAGCUGCAGCAGCGCCUGUUGAGUCAGCGCAAGCUGAGUCUCGUCGUCGAUCUGGACCAGACCAUCAUCCACGCCUGCAUCGAUCCCACCAUCGGCGAGUGGCAGCAGGAUCCAUCCAAUCCCAACUACGAGGCCCUAAAGGACGUCCGCCGCUUCCAGCUGGAAGAGGGCUUCCAGGGCCUGGCCAGGGGCUGCUGGUACUACAUCAAGAUGCGGCCUCACCUCACCGAGUUUCUCGAGAAGAUCUCGACCAUGUAUGAGCUGCACGUGUACACCAUGGGCACGCGCACGUACGCAACCAACAUUGCGCAGAUUGUCGAUCCGAACCAGAAACUCUUUGGAAACCGCGUCAUCAGCCGCGACGAGAACGGCAAUAUCAUUGCUAAAUCGCUGCAGCGUCUGUUUCCUGUCAGCACCAACAUGGCUGUCAUCAUCGACGACCGCGCUGAUGUCUGGCCAUACAAUCGUCACAACCUCAUCAAGGUGAACCCUUACGACUUUUUUAAAGGAACCGGCGAUAUCAACUCCAGCUUUCUGCCUCAGCGCAGCGACAUUUCGGAUUCUGCUGCCGAUGGCGUUGAUGGCACUGCUGUCAUCGCGUCUACGGCAGUUGCUGCUAUAGAUGACGCUACAGUUCCAAGCGGCAGUGCGGCACCAUCUGACCCCGCUUCGGACACGGUCAUAUCUGAUGCUAAUCAGGCCAUCGCGUCUUCUGCCCCGUCCGCAGCAGCAGCAGCGGUUUCUGCAUCCGGUGUCGCUGAUGGUGCAGAUGGUAUUCGCAAGGCCCCCGAGAUCAAUGGUGUAGGCAAGAUGCUACUUGUGGAUGGCGAUGACGCUACCUCUGCGAUCUUCCAGAAGCAGGCCGAACAACAGGAACGCACCAUUGAACAACAGAUCAAAGACCGGCCCCUUCUACACAUGCAGGAGCAACUCGAUAAGGAGGACGAAGCUGCUGCUGCCGCGGCGGCUGCUGCGGUGACAGCGUCGCAGGUCGCCGAAGAAAAGGACAAGGCUUCCAAGUCUCGACCGCGGCACUGUGUGCUCUAUGACGACGAUAACGAACUCUUGCAUCUGGAGAAACAUCUGGAGCGGUUGCACCAUAGCUUUUACGAGGCAUACGACUCCAAGCGGAGCUUGUCAACCCAAAACAGCAGUCGGUCCGCACUCCAUAACGGAAAUGAGGACUCCAGCAUCGCAGCAGUGCCUGAUGUUGGCAAGGUUUUGGAUGGACUCAAGGACAGGGUGUUGCACGGCGCCACGAUCGUCUUGUCAGGUCUCGUGCCUCUUGGUCUUGAGGUGGAGCGGUCUGAACUGGGCCUACAGAGCAUGAGCUUUGGCGCCCGACUUCAGAAGCAGAUUUCUAGGAAAGUGACGCACCUAGUUAUUAGCAGCGACCGGCCGCGGACACAAAAGGUGCGCCAAGCUGCGCGGAUACCGAGCAUCAAGAUCGUCAACCAGCACUGGCUUGCCGACUCGUUCAGCCAGUGGGCCUGGGUAGAUGAAACGCCAUACCUGGUAAAUGUGCACCCGGCAGAUCGAGACCGAGCCGGCGCAGCAGGCCCGCUAAGCGAGGCAACAGACUCUGAGACGCUGUCCGACCAAGAGAGCGAACGAGGGAAUGGCAACCGAAAGCCCAGGAUUGUGAUUGCGAAGCUGGGUGGGGAUGGCAGUGCAGGUGACGGUGGUGGUAGAGAAGAUGACGGACCAGAUGACGAAGACGAUGAGGACGACAACAGUCCGAUUGCCGAGCUGGGGCAGUUUGACUGGGGCUCUGCGGACGACGAGCUCGAGAUGUUCCUUGCCGAAGCGGACGACGAUGACGGCGAGGGCGAAAACCGGAAUGAUUACGGAGAAUAUGACAGCAACAACGACAGCGAAGAUGGAGAUGAGAACGGCGACGAAGGAAGAGGCUAUGACAGCGUCCCGUCUUUGUCGAAGCGAAAGAUGAGCGAGGAGCCCGACGGUGAAAUUGAGAGGUCAGUAUCGCGUGGUCGCACUUUGGCAGCCAAGCGGCAGAGACUCGGCGGCGUCCGGAGCCGCAGCACAUCAAAGCUGCGGGCAGUGGCCACGCCUGCUUCGGAGGCAAGCAACGGCCAUCCGCUGCGACAGCUUGAAACACAGACAUCAGGGGAGAACAACAGCCAUGAGAGCAUGGCGAAGACGGCAACGGCACUCGUUGUCGGAAAGCCAGGCGCAACGCCAGCCCGCAUGGAUGUCGAUGAGGACGAUCUUGAGGCCAUGCUGAUGGCCGAACUGGACGAGGAAGAGGCAGCCGCAGCUGCAGAAGCGAAUGGAUAG